Messenger RNA from Drosophila serrata, 5349 nucleotides. RefSeq lists its product as uncharacterized. The record is from RefSeq and is a predicted model, not a curated record. NCBI's taxonomy places the organism in Eukaryota, Metazoa, Arthropoda, Insecta, Diptera, Drosophilidae.
CGGAUGAAAACGGAACAUGUAUGUGUUCAAGAAGAUGUCCAGAUAUGCAUCCUUCGUUGUCAAGAAAUUCGGUACGAUUUCAUGGUAACAGUUUUGAUGAAAAUGAUUAUGCAUAUCAUGAAUCGCCCCGAGGGGAAAACUAUCAUAUAUCUUAUAUCGAUAAACAACCAUGCGAUUCGGUACUUGGAACAGGUGCCGGCCACCACCACCAACUGCCCACCGCCAACUGCCUCCACCAACUGUCCACAGCCAACUGCCCCCAAAGAUCAAGACCCCCAAGACCUUCUUAUACUUUGGGAACUUGUCGGGACUCUUUUGGAACCGGAAGCUCUGGAAGGGGAACCUGCGAAAUGGAGUACGAAUGCAAGCCAUGUGAAGCUUUUGCCAAUAGAAAGUGCACUGAAGCAAUUACUCAAACAUCAAAAAUAAUAAUGACAAAAAGAAUUGAUGAAAAUUCAGCCAACUGUUCGUUCAAUCAGGCUCAAUGUCCCCUCGAUGAAAAUAGAUCCUAUCCAAUACCAUUAUCAAGUCGAAAGCAAACCAUCAAUAUAUCAGCAAAUCGUUUUAAUGAUGCCAAUUGUAUCAAAGACGAAUGCUGCGAAACGGGCUUGAAUGCCCAAUUAAAUGCAGUUGAAAUGAUUGGUUCAAACUUGUCAAGGCAGGAACAGAACUCAAAACAACAAACGAUUCUACGGGUAGUUAAAAGCAAUUCUAUGACAUUCCAAUCGGACAAAAAGCAAAUCAAUGUGGUGCGCAAAAAUUCUGUAGAAUUGGUUCAAAUGUCUUCUCCGCGUCCACCUUGCAAUCAAGAAUUACCUCCAUCAUUCCAGCCUUGCCAACAGGAAUUGCCUUCAUAUGCUCCUUGUCAACAGGAAUUGCCUUCUUCAUAUGCUCCUGUCAACAGGAACUACCUUCUUCUUAUGCUUCUUGUCAACAGGAAUUGCCUUCUUCGUAUGCUCCUUGUCAACAGGAAUUGCCUUCUUCAUAUGCUCCUUGUCAACAGGAAUUGCCUUCUUCAUAUUCUCUUGCAACAGGAAUUGCCUUCUUCAUAUUCUCCUUGCCAACAGGAAUUGCCUUCUUCAUAUGCUCCUUGCCAAAAGGAAUUGCCUUCUUCAUAUGCUCCUUGCCAAAAGGAAUUGCCUUCUUCAUAUGCUCCUUGCCAAAAGGAAUUGCCUUCUUCAUAUGCUCCUUGCCAACAGGAGUUGUCACCACCGAAUACGUCUUGUAAACCAAUAUUGCCAAAUUCGUGUCCGGCUUCUCAAAAACUGUUGCCAAAGGUAUGCCAUCAACAUAAUAGUCUUCAGUGUAAUGAAACUCUGUUGAAUCAGGACGCUAAAGACUGUCCAUCUGUCACUACCAGCCUAUGCGAGUGCAGCCAGGAAGAGUCGCAACAUUGCAAACGUACAACUCGGAAUCCUCGUAAAAGAACCCGAAGGUCAAGCAGAAUUCGGGAUCGGUCUACUAGUCAAAGGAAUGAUGUAAAUAAGGAAACUACAAUCAAUCAAAGGAGAUCACAAUCAUAUGAAAACAGUUAUUACAAAAGAUCCGAUUCACUGGAGGACCAAUGCGAUGUUAUUAAAAUACUGUCUAUACUUCAACAAACUGUGGCUGGCUUGCAAAAAGAAAUUAAGAAGGGUAAGGGAUAUGAGAGUAGCAGGAGUUCAGGGAAUGCAUGUGAACCAAAAUGGAAAAAACAACCUCCCUGUGCACCAAAUAAUACAAAUUUAGCUCAAGAGCCAUGUUCGAGUAAACCUUGUACACCAGAAUUGUCUCCCUUAAGUCCACCUUGCAAACCAGAAUUGCCUCCCCCGAUAUCACCACCUUGCAAACCAGAAUCGCCUCCCUCGAUACCAUCACCUUGCAAACCAGAAUUGUUGCUCUCUAUUCCUCCUUGUCAAAAGGAAUUUCCUCCUUUGAGUACUCCUUGCCAACUAGAAGUGCCUCCUUUGCCUCCUGCACCAUGCCAACCAGAAUUAUCUCCCUUGAUUCCACCUUGCCAAAAGAAUUGCCUUCUAUGAGUCUGCCAUGCCAACAAGGAUUGUCUCGACCGAGUCCCCCCUGCCAACCAAGAUCGACUCCUUUGAAUUCGCCUUUCCCACCAGGCUGGACUUUGUAUCAACCACAUAAUUACCAUCGUCCUGGUUGUCGCUAUUCAAAUCGAUAUUCCCAUUCACCUAAUGGCAAUUUUGGAAGACCAAUCAACCCAUACCAUGCCAAUAAUCCUUAUAAAUAUGGAAUGAAUACAACCAAUAUAUAUCAAGAUAGGAAGGGAAUGCCUUUAGGUUAUAACUGGAACCAAAAUAAUCCGGCAAAUAUAAAACUAUCAUAUAGAAAUGCUGCAGAUAUAGCUAGAGCAUAUAACAGAAUGGAUCAGACUUACCCAGCUAAUAUGAUCGACCGGAAAGUUCCAAUGCAUCCAUACAAUGAGCCAACUUAUUCUACACCUUUUCCAAAGAACCGAUCAAUAAAUGAUCCGGAAGGAAAAAGCAUAUUUCCCAAUUCAGAUUGGUAUGGAAAUAAUCACCGAUCAAAAGUUUGUCCAGUUAAUGCCUUGGCCAGGACGCAAAUGGCAGAACAACGAUAUGCAAAAUGUUCAUUGGAUGCAAUGCAAUUGGCAAAUCAGGAUCCAAACAAUCGUUGCAGAGUUACUUUCCAAAAACAUUUAUCUUCGCGAUCUAAAAGAGUUCAGACCCAUCAAACUGAAAAUGGCUUUCAAUAUGGCAAUGUACAACGUUUUUAUGCAGAUGUGAAGACUGGCAUGGGAAAUAUAAACCAUAAGCUACCUUGCAAAAUUCCACAAAAUGCCGAUCAUUUAAGAAAAGAAGCACAUUGCUUUUCUUCAAACUUUACUAAAAAAUUAGUACCUGGUGAAUUUCAAGAAAAAAGUACAAGUUGUGCUCAAACAGUCUCAAGAAAUAUAAAAGAAAUCGAUUUAGAAGUCUGUGAAAAUCAAAACUGUUCCGAUAGAUUUACAAGAAAUAGAGAAGACAAUGAUUCAGAGGUCUGUGAAAAUCCGAACUGUUCCGAUAGAUUCCAAAGAAACAUAAAAGAAAUCGAUUUAGAAGUCUGUGAAAAUCCAAACUGUCCAAAUAGAAACCCAAGAAAUAGAGAAGACAUCGAUUCAGAAGUCUGUGAAAAUCCAAAUUGUCCUUAUAAAUUCCAAAGAAAUAGAUUGGGAAUCGGUUCGGAAGUCUGUGAAAAUUCAAAUGGUUCAUACAGAUUCCCAAAGAAUUGCGAAACCAUCGAUACGGCAGUUUGUGAUGAUCUAAGUUGCCCAUAUAGAUUUACAAGAAAUAGAGAAUCCAUCGAUUCGGAAGUCUGUGACAAUCCAAAUUGUCCUUAUAGAUUCCCAAGAAAUAGGGAAUCAUUUGAUUCGGAAGUCUGUGAAAACCCAAAUUGUCCAUAUAGAUACCCAAGCAAUAGAGAAGCCAUCUCUUCGGAAGCCUGCGGAAAUCAAAAUUGUCCAUAUAGAUUCCCAAGAAAUAGAGAAAGCAUCGAUACAGAGGUUUGCGAAAAUCCAAACUGUCCAUAUAGAAUCUCAAGAAAUAUGAAUGAAAUCGAUUCGGAAGUUUGUGGAAGCGCAAAUUGUCCAUACAGAUUCGCUAGAAAUAGAGAAGACUUCGAUACAGAAGCUUGUGAAAAUCCAAACUGUCCAUAUAGAAUCUCAAGAAAUAUGAAAGAAAUUGAUUCGGAAGUUUGUGGAAACGCAAAUUGUCCAUAUAGAUGCCCAAAAAAUAGAGAAUCAAUAGAUACAGAAGUUUGCGAAAAUCCAAACUGUCCAUAUAGAUUCCAAAGAAAUAGAUUGGAAAUAGAUUCGGAAGUCUGUGAAAAUCCCAACUGUGCAGAUAGAUUAAAGAGAGUACCAAAUAAAUCGAUUAUAUGUGAUAAUCCACAAUGUCCAGGAAAAUUAAAAAGAGCCUGUGCCAUACCAUACCAAGAAAUUUCCGGUUCCGCAUUAUGCGAGAAUUCUCUGUCCCGAUGUGACGAAUCAAGCAGUAUUGAAUCAUGUCUGAAUCCCCAUUGCACAGUAAAUAAAAAUAACCUAUGGCUGAGUGGUGGAUUCGAACCUUUUGAAUCAAAUAUUGUUGGUAGUCAGUUUAAAACUGAAGAAAAUAUAUUCAAGGAAGUUCCUAAGGAUUCAUGCCACGAAGACCUUGCUAGACGCCAAAGGGUUAACUUUACAGAUAUAACAAAUAAAAUAAACCGUCAAGACAGUGGCAAAUCAGAUAAGUUUGGUGACGAUUCAAAAGAGAUAAAGUCCUCGAGCAAAAAAUGGUAUCAUCGAUAUGUACCCUUUGAUACAAUUGCAAUUAAUAACGCCUCUGGAAUACAGCAACAAAAUUGUACUAGAAACAGACCUAAUCCAUAUCUGAUGCCGGAUCCUCUUCUUAAUAGCUAUGAAAAACAUAUUUUGAAUAAUUAUGAAAAAGAUAAGAUAGAAAAAUGUAAAGCUCGGGAAUCGGUUAAAGUUUGCCCUCCUGUUCGUAGAUCCAAAAAUCUGAAAAGUCAAAAGGAUAAUUGCAAGUAUCCCAAAAAAAUUUCACAAUCUUACUCGAGGCAAAAUGGCGGUAGAAGAUCAUGCCAUUCCCAACGCCAAUCCUAUGAGUACUCCGAUUGCGAUUCUAUAUCCAUAUUAUCAGACUGCAGUUGCAGGAACACCAUUUGCCAAGGUAAUCUAAGACCCAUCCACUCAACGUACAGUGGAUUCCUUUGUUGUAAACAAACGAUAAGACCUUGUUGUCAGCGGGAACAGCCUACGAUUAUUUGUUACACCCAAAUAACAGACUGCAGUUGCCAGGAUGAUCUAAGAUCUAUCUACUCAACGUCCAGUGGAUACCUUUGUUGUAAACAAAAGGAAAGACCUCGUUGUCAGUGGGAACAACCUGAGAUUAUUUGUUGCAGCCAUAUAUCAGAUAAAGAGAGGCGUAGAAAUGCUGAAAGAACUACAUCAAAAUCGAGUAUAUUUGCCUGUUUUAAGAAGAAACAAAAACCUCCUCCUCCAAAAAAGUCGGAGACUUACUACAAAUCCACCAAUAAAUCGAAAAAGGAGAGACGGAGAAAUGGUGAAAAAUCUACAUCAAAAUCUAGUAUAUUUGCCUGCUUUAAGAAGAAAGAAAAGAGUCCUGACCAAAAAGAGAAAAAGAAAGGCGUAAAAAUGAUGAAAAAACUUCAUCAAAAAUUAGUGAAUUUUUCAGUUGUAAGAAGAAAGAACAGCCACCAUGUGAAGAGAGUUAUUUAAAAGGAGGAAAACGCAGAAAUGUUCAACAAGAAAAUGAUUUACAAAGUCAAAAAACUAAAUCAAAAUCAAGUGGACUUCUCUGUUUUAAGAAGACAGAAAAACAUCCUUCC